GGUAAAGCGGCACCUACCUUACAGUCGGUGCUAUUUCAGGAAUAUUUGAUGUUUUUUUUACCUGGAUUUUCUGUUUGCACAUGCACAAAGUUACUUUAAGAUGUUUUUCUUGUUCGUGUUUUUUUUUGUUUGUUGCGGUUGCACCCGAUUCAAGAGCCGAAUGGCUCACAGGGGCUAUACCAAAAUAAAUGAAACAAAACAAAAAACUAAAAAAGCAGUCGCGUGAUGUUUGUCCUCAACGAUGGCCAGACGUCUUGGAGGAGGUGGGAAUAACCCACACACACUUUACGCCUCCUGUUAACUAACUGUGGUGUAUCGAUCUUGAUUUGAAGCUUUCGUGACGGCAGGAAUGCAUACUCUUUGGUUCUUUCGGUAAAGAUCAACGUAGGUAGAUAAAAUAAUAGGUGACGACGUUUCGAUCGCAACGACAAGCAAUCGUCAUCAGGUGGAACAACCACAGCAAAAAAAAAACCUCUUGAAGUUGCCUUUCUUGCUACGUAACUGGUAUAUCUACUGGUAUAGCUACCUACAUAACAGGUAUGUCUACUGGUAUAUCUACCUACGUAACAGGUAUAUCUACUGGUAUAUCUACCUACGUAACAGGUAUAUCUACUGGUAUAUCUACCUACGUAACAGGUAUAUCUACUGGUAUAUCUACCUACGUAACAGGUAUAUCUACUGGUAUAUCUACAUACGUAACAGGUAUAUCUACUGGUAUAUCUACCUACGUAACUGGUAUAUCUACCUACGUAACUGGUAUAUCUACUGGUAUAUCUACCUACGUAACAGGUAUAUCUACUGGUAUAUCUACCUACGUAACAGGUAUAUCUACUGGUAUAUCUACCUACGUAACAGGUAUAUCUACUGGUAUAUCUACCUACGUAACAGGUAUAUCUACUGGUAUAUCUGCCUACGUAACAGGUAUAUCUACUGGUAUAUCUACCUACGUAACAGGUAUAUCUACCUACGUAACAGGUAUAUCUACUGGUAUAUCUGCCUACGUAACUGGUAUAUCUACUGGUAUAUCUACCUACGUAACAUGUAUAUCUAUUGGUAUAUCUACUGGUAUAUCUACCUACGUAACUGGUAUAUCUACUGGUAUAUCUACUAGUAUAUCUACCUAUGUAACAGGUAUAUCUGCUGGUAUAUCUACCUACGUAACAGGUAUAUCUACUGGUAUAUCUACCUACGUAACAGGUAUAUCUACUGGUAUAUCUACCUACGUAACUGGUAUAUCUACUGGUAUAUCUACUAGUAUAUCUACCUAUGUAACAGGUAUAUCUGAUGGUAUAUCUACCUACGUAACAGGUAUAUCUACUGGUAUAUCUACCUACGUAACAGGUAUAUCUACUGGUAUAUCUACCUACGUAACAGGUAUAUCUACUGGUAUAUCUACCUACGUAACAGGUAUAUCUACUGGUAUAUCUACCUACGUAACUGGUAUAUCUAUUGGUAUAUCUACUGGUAUAUCUACUGGUAUAUCUACCUACGUAACUGGUAUAUCUACUGGUAUUUCUACCUACGUAACAGGUAUAUCUACUGGUAUAUCUACCUACGUAACUGGUAUAUCUACUGGUAUAUCUGCCUACGUAACUGGUAUAUAUACUGGUAUAUCUACCUACGUAACAGGUAUAUCUACUGGUAUAUCUACCUACGUAACAGGUACAGUAUAUUCAUUUCUACUGUUGGGUGGACAGAGGUGGGCAUUUAAUAACCUUGCGCAACCUAAAUUAGCGCGCCGAGGUCGAAUUUAACUGGCGAGCUCUGGACUGAAAGUCCCUUCGUGAUUUUAUUUAUAAGUCACUGGACUUACAAUCUUAACACCACAGCAACAUCAUCAUUUUUGCAAGUCUUUUACUGAAAUUUGUGGUACACAGCUAGCACAGCCACUCCUGGGACUCGCAUCUUCGCCAAUCCCCAAAUGACAUGCGUGGCCAAGUCUGGUGAAACAAUUGGGACGUCUGUGAAAAAGAGCUUUACAGCUCAUGGGAUUUCUCCACGGCUUGGUGCGGGCCUUGAUUCGGCGCAUUGCAUAUAUUUUUUAUCGGUCCCAUUGAUUUUCGAAACAACUUUACCACGCACAAACAGUUGAGUUGGCAAAGUAGUCAUAUUUAAUGUAUGAGUUGAACAACGUGGGUUCGUUUAAUAUUUGAGCACAUGUCCUUGCUUCU
This is a messenger RNA of Petromyzon marinus (sea lamprey), 2171 nucleotides long. Lineage: Eukaryota; Metazoa; Chordata; Hyperoartia; Petromyzontiformes; Petromyzontidae. The record is from RefSeq and is a predicted model, not a curated record.